Messenger RNA from Monoraphidium neglectum, 1134 nucleotides. RefSeq lists its product as hypothetical. Lineage: Eukaryota; Viridiplantae; Chlorophyta; Chlorophyceae; Sphaeropleales; Selenastraceae. The record is from RefSeq and is a predicted model, not a curated record. The transcript is spliced from 3 exons. The coding region runs from base 1 to 1134 and encodes 377 amino acids.
AUGACCAAUGCAGUUGCGGAGGGCAUGCUGGGGGUGCAGCUGCCGCCGUUUGUCAACCCGUGGUACCUUUUCCUGGACCCAAAAUUCGUGGAGGUCCACUGGGGCUACCAAUUUGUGGUGGCGCUGUUUUUCCUAGUAUCGCUGCCGGUCAACAUCCUGUUCAAUGCGGCUGCCAGCAGCACAGCCGCACUCGUCUGCACCGGGCGCCACAGAUGGGCCGACCCCCCUGGCACAAGCAAAGGCGGCGGCGGCCCGGCCACCACCACCACCGGCAGCGGCAGCAGCAGCAGCGGCAGCAGCGGCGGCAGCGGCAGCAAGCUAAGCAUCAGCGGCGGCACGGCAGGCGGCAGGCGCGCGGCCGCUGCGGCAGCAGCCAUGGCCUCGGGCGCGAAAGGGGGCGCCUCAUUCGCCGCCGCGGGCGCCGGGCGCGGCGGAGGCGCCACGUUCAAGGGGGACACUCAGGGCCAGCAGCAGCAGCAGCCGGAGCAGCAGCAGCCGGCGCGCGCGCCGCCGCACCCCGGCACCGGCCCAGUCGCGCAGCUGAAGGCCGGCCUGGCCGAGGCGCGCCGCGGCUGGCGCGCCGCCGCGCCGUCCCUGCGGCGCGUGUGGCUCGUGGACCUCGCCUUCAACGCGUGGUCGCUGCCGCUGCAGGCGGCGUCGCUGCUGGUGCUGCCCGUCUUCUGGACCUUCCCCCGCCUGCUCGCCAUCCAGCUGGCCGUCCCAGCGGCCGUGCUCGCCGGCACCGCGCCCGCCGCGUCGCUCGCGCGCUCGCGGCAGCUGAUGGCGAAGCAUGCGGCGGCCUACGCGUGGCCGUACCUCGCGCUCACCCUCGGCGCGCGGGGCUUAGACGCCGGGAAGCAGGCGCUGCUGCUGGCGGUGCCGGAGCGCUGGUGGCGCGAGGUCAUAGAGGUGCCCAUCGCCGUGACCAUCGGGUUUGCGAUCGCCAAGCUGCUGCUCGUGAGGAUGCAGGACCUGCUGCCGCUGGCGACCUACCUGCGGCUACAGAAGGAGGAGGGCGGCGGCGCGACCAUCGGCGGCAGCGGCGGCGGCGGCAGCGGCGAUCAUGGCGGCAGCAGCGUCGGCAGCGCUGGCACGCCGCAGUCGGGUAGCGGCGGCGGGAGCGAGGGCGACUGA